Messenger RNA from Owenia fusiformis, 1190 nucleotides. Lineage: Eukaryota; Metazoa; Annelida; Polychaeta; Sabellida; Oweniidae. The record is from the annotation of a GenBank genome assembly.
GGAAAACAACACUCGAAGACUUGAAUUUAAGCGGUCUAAAGAUGAAAAUGGAAAGGAAAGAAAGGAUGUAUUUGUUUUCCAUUGCAAUAUUUGCAGUGGCAAUUGCUAUCAUUUCAUUAGUGUGCUCAAUGUUUUUAUAUUUUGAAUCACAAAAACAAAAUAAAAGACCAAUGCAAGAGAAUGAUGAGAUGCUCAAAAUGAGAAACGAAUUCAUGAAAAUGAAGGAUGACUUCAUAAGAGGGCAAGAUUUAAUAGAAGAGUUGAAUAUUCGCAUUGGGACAUUGGAAACUGAGGCACUACUGCACCGCACAAACGUGGCUGAUAAAAGAGAUGGAAAGGAAGAUUACAAUGUCACACGUAGGAAACGGGAGGCAAUAGCAGCAGAUCAAGCUGGAAAUGUCUAUGGGCGAGAUGGCAGAGAUGGUUCGAUGGGGCCACCUGGUCCACAAGGACCUCCUGGACCCCAAGGUCCAGCAGGAAGGGAUGGAAGGGAUGGACUGAGUGGCCAAGGACAAUGGAACAAUGAACUAAGCCACUUGCUGGAGCAGCUCCAUCAUGAUAUUACUAACAAUAAUAGAACCUCUGGUGUACAAGGCCCUUCAGGUCCCUCUGCUGGGGGUGCAGUGUAUGUGAGAUGGGGAAGAACAACCUGCCCAGAUACGACUGAGAAUGUCUAUUCAGGUAUAAUGGGUAAAUCACACUAUGCCCACACAGGAUCAGGAGGCAACUAUCUUUGUCUACCAAGGGAACCUGAGUGGGGGAAGACCACAGCUGGUGGGCAGUCUGCGGCAUUUAUUUAUGGAGUUGAGUAUCAAGUCAGCUAUGAUAACAACCCAUUCCUUACAAACAAUUUUCCUGACCCAACCAAACCAGCUACUUGGCUACAUGACCAUGAUGCGGUGUGUGCAGUUUGCAGGGUACCAGAUAGGAGCAGUCACUUUAUGCUCCCUGCAAUGAAAACAUGCCCUGAUUCAUGGAUCAAGGAAUACAAUGGCUACCUUAUGAGUGAACGUGAUUCUUCUCAAAAAUCUGAAUUUAUAUGCGUGGAUGAAGCACCUGAAGCCGAUGCAGGAGGUCAUGAGAACAAGAAUGGAGGCCUGCUGUAUGUGGUGGAAGCCAGGUGUGGCUCCUUACCCUGCCCUAAUUACCAAGACUACAUGGAACUAACAUGUGCUGUUUGUACAAAAUAA